This is a messenger RNA of Toxorhynchites rutilus septentrionalis, 840 nucleotides long. RefSeq lists its product as uncharacterized. Gene Ontology annotation, molecular function: DNA binding. NCBI's taxonomy places the organism in Eukaryota, Metazoa, Arthropoda, Insecta, Diptera, Culicidae. The record is from RefSeq and is a predicted model, not a curated record. The transcript is spliced from 3 exons. Bases 1 to 840 code for a protein of 279 amino acids. Gene Ontology annotation, cellular component: nucleus.
AUGGCUGGAAAAGCUUGGCUAAGCAAUUUUCUGAAACGAAAUCCCAAAUUGUCGUUCCGUAAACCUGAAGCUACUUCUGCCGCCCAAGCCAGAGGCUUCAAUAAGCCAGCAGUAUCUGCGUUUUACGAUUUGCUGGAAGAAGCGCUGAAAGAUCCCAAAUUGAUGCCAGAUCGUGUUUUGAACGGCGAUGAGAGUGUUCCUCCGAAGAAGUCUAAGGUAGCGGCAUUGAAAGGCAAAAAACAGGUUGGUGGUAUUACAUCUGUGGAACGCGGAGAAACAGCUACGGCAGUAAUGUGCAUGUCCGCAACCGGACAGCACCUUCCGCCGUUCUUCAUUUUUCUUCGCAUGCGGAUGCACGAAGCUUUGAAGAAAGGGGCAUCACGUGGAAGCAAAUUUGCCUGUAAUGCAUCGGGUUACAUGACGGUCGAAAUAUUCAAUGAGUGGUUCGAUCACUUUUUGGAGCAUGUAAAACCUUCUGAAGACAGUCCUGCCUUGCUCAUAAUUGAUGGCCACUCGUCGCACACGAAGAACCUAGCUUUUACCGAGAAAGCUAGAGCUAACUUUGUUAAGGAAGUAGAGCGUUUCCUACAACAGAAUCCAGGUAAAGUCGUCAGCCAAUAUGACGUUGCCGAGCUCAUGAAACCUGCAUUCAUCAAGGCGGCUACUACGGAAAUUUCUGAGAAUGGGUUCGAAAAAACAAGAAUUUGGCCAUUUGAUCGCAAUAUUUUUUCCGAUGAUGUCUUUGCCCCGGCCACGGUGACUGAUCAACCCGAUCCUGAGAUUAUUCGUGAAGAAGAGACGUUUCGAUUGCAUCUUGACCAUAAAUCGCAUUUCCUGUGA